Messenger RNA from Coffea eugenioides, 1054 nucleotides. Its product is annotated as thaumatin-like protein. The record is from RefSeq and is a predicted model, not a curated record. The coding region runs from base 81 to 818 and encodes 245 amino acids. Gene Ontology annotation, cellular component: extracellular region. NCBI's taxonomy places the organism in Eukaryota, Viridiplantae, Streptophyta, Magnoliopsida, Gentianales, Rubiaceae. The transcript is spliced from 2 exons. Gene Ontology annotation, biological process: defense response.
CCGGCACCACAUCUCAGCAGUCAGCACUCCUCAGUCCUCCCCCAUGUGCCUCUAGAGGCCAACUCCAUCGCAAUUGAAAUAUGCUAAUUUCUUCACAUCUCCUACUCAUCCUACUCUGCGUAUAUGCCUUUCUCACGAGAUCAAAUGGGAUACAGCUAAUAUUGGUAAACAAUUGUCCAGAAAAUAUAUGGCCAGGGAUACUUGGCGGCGCUGGCCAUGUCACCCCAAAAGCAGGUGGUUUCCAUCUGAGCUGCGGCGAGGAAGUUAUCAUUGGCGUGCCUGAGAUGUGGUCAGGCAGGAUAUGGGGCAGGCAGGAUUGCCAUUUUGAUGACAAAGGAAAAGGGUCGUGUGGCACCGGAGACUGUUCAGGUCAACUACACUGUGAGGGAAUGGGUGGUGCACCACCAGCAACUGUGGUGGAAAUGACACUGGGGACAUCCACCUCCCCCUUACAUUUUUAUGACGUGAGUUUAGUUGAUGGAUUCAACUUGCCUGUCUCGAUGAAGCCAGUCGGAGGUGGAAUUGGCUGUGGCAUAGCAGAAUGUGAAGUUGAUCUCAACAUAUGUUGUCCAUCAGCAUUGGAAGUUAGGGUAGGCGAGAAGGUGAUAGGGUGCAAGAGUGCUUGCUUAGCUAUGCAGUCGGCCAAGUAUUGUUGCACGGGGGAAUAUGGAAACCCCAAAACCUGCAAACCAACACUCUUUGCCAAUCUCUUUAAGGCCAUUUGCCCGAAAGCCUAUAGCUAUGCUUUUGAUGACUCUUCCAGCCUCAACAAAUGCAGGGCCUCCCGUUAUGUCAUCACUUUCUGCCCUCCCAAGUGACAACUGUGCCAAGAAGUUCAGGCUGCACUCUUGAUUAGAAUAGGAGAGCUUCCUAAGUUAGUGAUUUCUGUUUACAGAGUACUUGGUAGCUUAGUGGAGGAGUUUAAAUGUAUUCUCAGUUACUGAUCUUAUAUUAUGGAGUCAGUUCCUAAACUUAAAACUAGUCCAGGCAAUGCACCUUUGUUUGAAGAAUCAGUUCCCUGAAAAUGUUGUUCUAAUGCGCCUGAACUUUUUAA